Messenger RNA from Sorex araneus (European shrew), 1320 nucleotides. RefSeq names its product fibronectin type III domain containing 9 (gene FNDC9). Gene Ontology annotation, molecular function: protein binding. The record is from RefSeq and is a predicted model, not a curated record. NCBI's taxonomy places the organism in Eukaryota, Metazoa, Chordata, Mammalia, Eulipotyphla, Soricidae. The coding region runs from base 165 to 854 and encodes 229 amino acids. The transcript has 2 exons.
GCCGUGAGUGAUGUGAGCGCUGGGGGCGAGACCGGGGAUUACUCAGACUGCGGCGAGGGGCGUCCAGGAGAGCGGGCGGGCGGGCGGGCGCCACCGCAGCUGGCUGGGCCGCCUGUGGCUCUGCUCCAGGCUGCAGAGAAGCCGCAGCGACCAACAGGGCCAAGAUGAACCUGGAGGUGGGGAACGUGUCCUGCACGGGGGCGCUGGUCUCCUGGUCGUCGUCGGAGCCGUGCCAGGAGGAUUUCUACCACGUGGCGUACCGGCCGAGCUGGCAGAGCGUCUUCUCGGGCUCCCUGCGGCACGGCCGGCAGCACGAGGAGAAGGUGCCCCGCGCCGCGGGCUCCCUGGCGCUGCGCCACCUGGCCCCGGCCACUCUCUACUUCCUGUGCGUCAGCUGCCAGCGGGCGGACGCCGACCCGCACCACCACUGCACCGUCUUCCACACGCUGGAGAAGAAGGCGCCGCCCGCGCCCGCCCUGGCCGACCCCCAGCUCUCGCUCUGGGUGCUCCUGGCCGUCCUGCUCAUCUGCUUCGCCGCCGUGAUGGCCUUCGUCUGCCUGCAGUUCUGGUGCGUGCGCUACCACGAGCCGCGCUGGGCCUACCGGGCCGGCCGCGCUGAGGAGGCCAACGGGCUGGUGCGCUGGCCGGAGGAGGGGCCCGCGCUGCGCCAGCGGGAGGAAGAGGCCCGGGAGCUGCCCCUGGCCGAUCUGGGGCUACUGUACGACAACGGCGACUUCUUGGCGAUGCCGCCACCGGGGCGAGGGGCUCCCCGGGGCCGGGGGGAGAGGGGCGGCCGGGGACCGGCGGCGCCACCGCGCGCCCGCAUGCUCCCCGCCCUGGCGGAGCCUCUGUGAAAGCCACGUCUGCGGAUACCCCCCCACCCCCCGCCCCCGUCACCUCUCUGCUCUGCCGGGCAGUGACCCCCGCCCCCCGGCUUCCCUGUGUCCACCAGGCUGGGUGUCCCAUAUCUGCUGCUAAAGUUUCCAGGGCCAAAGACGCCUCACCCUGGGGUGCCUGAGAGGAGAGUGGAUGGGGCCCCUCGAAGGGGGUUUUCCCCCCCAUGCCCCCCGAAUGUCAGUCAGAGACGGGAACUGUACAGGACAGCAGGGGAGGUGCUCGCUUUGCAUGCGGCUGACCUGAGUUUGAGCCCCUGAUAUCCCACCAUACUGUCCCCUGAGCCUGCCGGGAGUGAUCCCCGAGCACAGAGCCAGGAGUCAGCACCUCUGGCGAUGCCCCCUCCCCUCCCCCUACCAAAGAAGCAUGAAAAAAAAUAAAUAAAAAUGAUGAGUUUAGCUGCAACAGGCUGGCUCUCGUACAGGC